AUUAAAUCCCCUAUAAAAGGUUCUCACCGCUGACCUGGGUACUUCAUUCGAGGCCUAACAGCCACUUGCCUCAUCCUGCCUGGACAUUAGCCUGACUUCAAAGAUGCCUCAGUUAUUAAGAAACAUUAACGGGAUCAUUGAGGCCUUUGGGCGCUAUGCCAGAACGGAGGGCGACUGCACAGUGCUCACCCGAGGGGAGCUAAAGAGACUCCUGGAGCAAGAGUUUGCUGAUGUCAUAGUGAAACCCCAUGAUCCAGCCACUGUGGAUGAAGUCCUGCGCCUGCUGGAUGAAGAUAAUACAGGGACUGUAGAAUUCAAGGAAUUCCUGGUUUUGGUGUUUAAAGUUGCCCAGGCCUGUUUUAAGACACUGAGCCAGAGUCCUGGGGGUUCUUGCAGAUCUCAAGAGUCUGGAAAUCAACACUCUGGGUCCUCAAAAGAGCUGGAGGAAAGUCAGAGAAGUGGCACUGAAGUGGGAAGUGACAGGCAAGGUCAACAUCAAGAGAGGAGCAGUGGUGAACAGAGCCAGCAGACUUCCAGAGGGCAGGGUGGGACUGGGACUCAGACCCAGGGUCAGGACAUUAGCUCUACACAGGUCAGCAGCCAUGACAGGCAGGUUGAGUCCCAGAGGCAGACACAAGUAACAGGUUCUGUGGAGCAGACCCCAAGAGUAGGAGACAGGAGUCAUCAGACCAGAGAGAAGAGGUCAGAGAGACAGUUAAAGACCAGUGAACAGACAGGUGAAUCUAGGACUGGAACUGCAACUCAGACCCAGACAGGUGCCACCCAGACUGUGGAGCAAGACAGCAGCCAUCAGACAGGAAACACCACCAUUCGGACACAGGGGUCUUCCUCUGGCCAGACCAGGCAGACUGAGACACAGGGUCAAGACAGGAGCCAGACCAGCCAGGUUGUGACAGGAAGACAAAUCCCAACACAGGCAGGGUCACACACUCAGACACACACCCAGACUGUGGAGCAAGACAGCAGCCAUCAGACAGGAAACACCACCAUUCGGACACAGGGGUCUUCCUCUGGCCAGACCAGGCAGACUGAGACACAGGGUCAAGACAGGAGCCAGACCAGCCAGGUUGUGACUGGAGGACAUAUCCAGACACAGGCAGGCUCAUAUACCCAGACCACAAAGCAGGACAGGUGCAUGACUGAGAGUCACAUAGACAAUAGUCAAAAAUGGACACAAGUGAGCAACUCUGAGGCAGGAGAGUCAGCCCUUGGAGGACAGAUUCAGACUGGGGCAAGCACUGUGUCAGGAAGACAGUAUGGGAGCAGCACUCAUGCAAGUAUGACAAGAGAACAGGGACAGAGAGAGCCCACAGUGGUUAGGGAGGAGUGGGUAGAUGAUCAUACAAGGGAAGUAGUGAUUCAAACUGAAGACCAAGGCAGCCAGCACACCAGUGCUCCUUCAUCACAGGGCCCAGAUGCAGCCCAGCCAGGAGGGAAGCAGGGCAUCACAGCCAAGGGGCUGUAUUCUUACUUCAAAAGCAGCAAGCCAUGACUCUCCCUUACUCCAGUACAGAAGCCUGCUGAAGAGCAGUUAGCUUGUCCUGCCCUGGCCAGUUCAUUGGCACAUCUUUGGACUCAGCUCUUAUUCAUAGUGUUUCCCUUUUAGAUCAUUUCUGCAAGGUACUUUCUACCCUAAACUCCUCUCUCCUGCCUG
Molecule: messenger RNA, 1675 nt
Organism: Sciurus carolinensis (gray squirrel)
Lineage: Eukaryota; Metazoa; Chordata; Mammalia; Rodentia; Sciuridae
Gene: Crnn
Product: cornulin
Exons: 4
Coding region: 104-1513 (469 amino acids)
Biological process (GO): cellular response to cytokine stimulus; regulation of phosphatidylinositol 3-kinase/protein kinase B signal transduction; positive regulation of cell cycle G1/S phase transition
Cellular component (GO): cytoplasm
Molecular function (GO): transition metal ion binding; calcium ion binding
Source: RefSeq, a predicted model, not a curated record